CUGUCUAUAUAUACACAGAUGAGCAUGUCAAUGUUCAGGAUUAUUGUUGUACUAGUUGAAAAUCUUCUGGAAAAUGACCCGAUUACAUUUCGUGUUCUUUCUUGGGUUCGUACUUCUUAUUGAACCGGGUGUUCGAGCCUGGAGCAAAGAAGGUCAUGUCAUGACUUGUCAGAUUGCUCAGGAUCUGUUGGAGCCGGAAGCAGCACAUGCAGUAAAAAUGCUGUUACCAGACUAUGCAAAUGGCAACUUAUCGUCGUUGUGUGUGUGGCCUGAUCAAAUUCGACACUGGUACAAGUACCGGUGGACUAGCUCUCUCCAUUUCAUCGACACACCUGAUCAAGCUUGUUCAUUUGAUUAUCAGAGAGACUGUCAUGAUCCCCAUGGAGCGAAGGACAUGUGUGUUGCUGGAGCAAUUCAAAACUUCACAUCUCAGCUUGGACAUUACCGCCAUGGAACUUCUGAUCGUCGAUAUAAUAUGACAGAGGCUUUGUUAUUUUUAUCCCACUUCAUGGGAGAUAUUCAUCAGCCGAUGCACGUUGGAUUUACAAGCGAUAUGGGAGGAAACAGUAUAAAUUUGCGCUGGUUUCAUCACAAGUCGAACCUGCAUCAUGUAUGGGAUAGAGAGAUAAUUCUUACAGCUGCAGCAGAUUACCAUGGAAAGGACAUGCACUCUCUCCUAGAAGACAUACAGAGGAAUUUUACUGAGGGAAGUUGGUUACAAGAUGUCGAGUCCUGGAAGGAUUGUGAUGAUCUAUUUACUUGCGUGAAUAGGUAUGCUAAAGAGAGUAUAAAGCUAGCAUGCAACUGGGGAUACAAAGGUGUUGAAUCUGGCGAAACUCUGUCAGAUGAAUACUUCAACUCAAGAAUGCCGAUUGUCAUGAAGCGGAUAGCACAGGGUGGAAUCCGUUUAUCCAUGAUUUUGAACCGAGUUCUGGGAAGCUCAGGAAAACAUUCUUUGGCAUGAACCUGAAAGUGUGCAAUUGUGUAACACCCUUAGCUUGUACAAACUGCAGAUUAGAUUGUAAUUUCACUAAUUACAGAUUUAGACUGUAUGCUAAUUUGAACAACCUGUUAACAUUACUAAGAAGGAACAGCAUUGUAUUAUGCACAUUAGCAUUUAUAGGGCUAAAAUAAUAGAUUGUUAGAUAUUUUGUACAAA
This is a messenger RNA of Daucus carota subsp. sativus, 1159 nucleotides long. RefSeq names its product endonuclease 1. Gene Ontology annotation, biological process: DNA catabolic process. The transcript has 9 exons. The record is from RefSeq and is a predicted model, not a curated record. The coding region runs from base 74 to 964 and encodes 296 amino acids. Lineage: Eukaryota; Viridiplantae; Streptophyta; Magnoliopsida; Apiales; Apiaceae. Gene Ontology annotation, molecular function: endonuclease activity; nucleic acid binding.